Aureobasidium musti is the source of this 3150-nucleotide messenger RNA. Lineage: Eukaryota; Fungi; Ascomycota; Dothideomycetes; Dothideales; Saccotheciaceae. The record is from the annotation of a GenBank genome assembly.
AUGCCCAAGCUUCUGUUGCGCAAAAACACGAUUGUCCCGGCAACGAGCCUCUCUACCCACGCCCAGCCAAUCAUACCCGCUGUACCACUAAUUCCACCAGACACGAUCGACGGCCGUCUUUUUCUAGGUCGACAGCACUUCCUACAAGCAGUCAAAGCACCGUCUGUCAUAGCUGUCAGUGCUNUGCAACACUCCGUGGACGCCAACACCGCCUGCNUCCACCCGGCACAUGGCACUCACACACGAUCCUGCCAUGCGCCAACUACCACGUCAACCGCCGUCGUCCUUGCCCUUGCCGUAAACGCCAUCUCGCCUAUGCCUCNNAUGGCUCCACGCCGCUGGCUGUGGCCCUGCUCCGAUUCCCACGUCCUGAGACUACCUGCCUACCAGAAGCCUUCGCUUCAAGCUUGUCUAAUCCACCCCGAAAAUCCUGACCAGAUCCUGGUCGACGACUCUGACAAUGAUCUUGACGACGACUUCCACACCGCCAAACGCCGACGAAUCGAAUCUAUCGCCCAUGCCUUCCUCAAUGGCCAGCCCAUCUAUAUCCCCUCUGCCAGACUAAAGGGUCCCUUUCCCGCCGACAGAGACUUGUCUCUCUGCCACCUUCCUCUCUCAAGCCCUGACGAGCAACCUGUUUCGCCUCCACCCAUUGUCACCGCCGAUACCUUCAUUCGUCGAAGACCCGAACACCUGCGCCCAAAGUCUGUCACUCCCGACCCUGCUCUCACACCAUCCAAGUCUCGCCAAUCCUCCCCCGUUGUUCUAGAGAAGUCUACAGCCCGUCCGCCAACCUCUCACCACGCCCCUCGCUCAGCUGGGAACAAAACUCUGAGGUUCAAUCUUCCAUCGUCUGCAGUCUCGGACACGAGCACGGUACUGCCGCCACUGCCCAAGUUCGUUGCAAUUAACAAGGCUCCGCUGCAAGCUCGCGAUUCGCCAAACCAGCCACCAACUUCUACCGUGCCAUCUCGCUCGUUACCCUCUCCCAGGGUCCGCAUACCCGAUACAGACUUCGUCUCUCCUAGCCCACCACCCGCCAAAGAUGAUGUAUCUCCAAGCAAAGCCGCUGUAUUGAGGCAAAGACCCGCUUCUCUCUUGAACAAGAUCGGCAAUACCCCUUCCUCAACGCACAAGCUUCCAAGUGUGAAGAAGAACAAACGACCAACCAAAAGAGUCUACCAGGCUGCUAAAUCUUUCGACACUACUUCGCCUUUCAUAUACAGGANNAAGAAUGCCGUGCAGUCAAGAAAGAUAUCUGAGCCGACCAAACCAAAGAGUAUCGAGCCGGAGGAUGUGUUUGUCGAGCCUGCAGAAGUUCGUACUGAACCCAACAUCACACGCGAGCAUGUUUCGAACCAAGUUUUGCCUGGAAAACGCCAUCAUGUUCUCUUCGAAUCAUCUCUUGAUGUUCCAGAUCUGGAGCGAACGCGCACAACGCCAACUGCCGUCGAAGCUGAGCGCUCACCAGACAGUCCUCGCCAUGAUGUUGUACCUGCGAUCAAUAUGUCUUUUGGCCAAGAGUCUUUCGGCAUGGACUUCAAUCUUCUCAAUGGGUCUCUGCCUGUAUCUUCCAGCAGGGGUAAAGACGUGAAUGUCGACGCAGACAAUCAACAUUUGCCAACAGCAACUGUGGCAUCAAAUCUAGACGCCGAGAACAAACCCUCUGACACCAGCGGGGCACAAAGCCGGCAACUCGAGAUCGAGGAAGCUUCUCCGGAUCAUUCCAAUGAAGCUGAGGUUGCGGUAACGCAUGCAACUGAUGUGAAUGAAGAGAAUGAGAAAGCCCGUGACCCAGCAGAAGACACCUUAUCGGAAAUCACUGGUGACCUUAUCGACCAACCAAUGCAGAACAACAUCAUAGGUGGUGUAGCAGAGCCCGAAGACGAUGUUGCAGAAGAGCUGCCAUAUAUCAGCACCCAAGCAGCUAUGCAAGACGCUCACCGUGCUCUCUUUGAUGCAUCUUCGCCAGUACAGCCACAAGAGGAGAAGUUGGAGAUGCCUUUUGAGACGCCAGCGAAACAGGUUACAAGUCCUCCAUCGAGCCCUAUACACACCAUCACACCAUUCCAUCAGUUCAAUGCUGAAUUGACGACCGACACACAGGCUCCUUUGCCUAACACGCAAGCCUUGUUUGACGGGUUCUACUCACCAAUCAAGCUGAGUGCCAAAAAACCCAAGACCGCANAAAGAGCGAGUUUCGCUCCUUCUGUCAUCUUGGAAGAUGUGGAUGACACUGUCACGAGCAUAUUUGACUUCUCAGACGACCAAAUCGUGCGCGAGAACAAUGAACCUGAGAUUGGCCCUGAACAAGAUGAUGCACUCACGACCAACGACCGUGGUUUAUCGCCCGCUCCAGAUCUGCCCAGUCCGGCCGGGCUCCAAGAUCAAACAGAUCCUUCUUCUCCUGAAGACAUGACGAGACCUUCUCCUCCAAAGAGUCCGGCUAAUCGCAGUGAAUCUCCCGAAUUCAUCCUCUCCCAGAAGCCUGCAACCUCGACCAGAGAGCCGGCUGAUCAUACCUUGUCUGCCCUACGGCAGGAUUCAGUCAGCCUCUCAGAGGUGUUGAAUUUCGUCAGUCAAAGAAGAGGUAUAGAUGUGGACGCACUCCUGUCUCAGGCUACGCCGACAUCUUCCUCCCGAAGUACGAACAAGAUGAACCGUACAUCUGCACGUUCAUCAGGAACCAAACCUCGCUCGUCCCUAUCGAGACCACGCUCGUCUCAGUCAAGGCGUUCACUUCCUGAAAAGAGAGUCGGACAGCGUCGGUCUACCCGUCUUUCCCUCUCACAACCGAACCCUCAGCUGGAUGGCGCGAACGAUGGUUCUGACACCGAGUUUGAUGCAGAUGGACCUCCGGCGACACAACCAGACCUGACCUUCACCGGCCCAGGUCGAUCCUUUGCCUUGGCAUCGUUCGAUGUACCUGAUGGUUCUUCUACUAUACCCGACCCUAGUCUUGCGUUCACCCAUGCGCAGCAGAAUGCAACACCUGCCUCGGAGAAGCUUGCCCUUACACCCGGCAGCGCACCACAAAGUACAGGACCGAUAUCCAGUUACCAGCAUGCUCAGAAGCAGUACAGUAGUUUGACCGACCUUGACAGUACUAUGCCAGAUUUGCCGCAAACAUUCUUGCCACCAGUCCGUUGA